CGAUCCCGCCCAGCUCCAGUAUCCCUUCUAGAAUGACCCUUUCACACACACUCGUUUAACAGGAUUGAAAACGCGUCCAGGGACAAACUGUCCUCAUGGCACCUGGGGUCUUGCAUCCCACCACGUGGGUCCCCUAUCUCCCAUGGAUAGGCGUCGCCUACAUCAUCAAGGAUGCACAAGCACCUCUUUUCAAAGGCCCCUACAAAAGUCUCGUCGCCUUCGUCUCCCUCGCUCUCUACGCCAUCGCAUCCAUCUGGCAGAAUCAGGUGACCAGAAUCGUUCCCGAGCCUUAUCUCGACGAGAUAUUCCACAUCCCCCAAGCACAAGCUUACUGUGUGGGCGAUUUCCAUAUCUGGGACCCGAAACUCACGACUCCUCCGGGGUUGUACGCAUUCGCGACGAUUUUUGGAAACCUGGGCGGGAUUCGAAAUUGCGAUGUCUUCACGCUGCGGCUGUUCAAUACCCUUGUACUUGUUUUAACUAUGUCAUAUGCUUCUUCCUGUCGUGGUCUUAUUAACCGCCUCUCGAAUGCUUCGGCGUUGAAGAUAUCCCCGGAUACGCUGCAUACAGCAUUCAACAUCGCUCUCUUCCCACCUCUCUUCUUCUUCUCGGGACUGUUCUAUACAGAUGUGCUGAGCACGUGUCUAGUCCUGAGGAUGUAUAAGCUGUUCUUACAGAGAGAGCGUGGCGUGUGGUUAUAUGUGGCGGGUGUCUUAGCCUUGACCAUGAGACAGACGAACAUUUUCUGGGUCGCUGUAUAUAUGGGUGGAUUAGAAGUUGUGCGGACUCUGCAGGACAUCCAGCCAUCUCCUCUCAAAGAAACCUCCGAGCCAAAGACUUGGAAAGAGACUGUCAUCUCUACCUUCCGCCGCUACGCGAGGGGCGAGAUCCACGACAUCCCUUUACAAGAUGCUGAAAUCCACGAUUUCGCCCUCUGCGCGCUCAGCAUCGGCAUAGCUACACUAUCCCAUCCGCUCCUCAUCCUAUCCAGAAUAUGGCCUUAUAUCGCGCUUCUACUUUCCUUCGGCGUUUUCGUAUUCUGGAACGGUGGAGUCGUUCUCGGCGAUAAAUCCAACCACGUCGCGACCAUCCAUAUCCCACAGCUCCUCUACCUCUGGCCCUUUAUCACAUUCUUCUCUUUCCCUCUCCUCCUACCAUCCGCUCUCUCGCUCCUCCACUUCCUCGCCACUCCCAUCCUCUCCCUCCUUCCACGCCGCGCCCAAAAGCAAAACCCCCCCUCCCCCACCUCUCCAACCUUCAAAACCCUCCUCCUCCUCCUCCUCCCUCUCCCCCCACUUCUCCUUAUCAUCAAACACAACACUUUGAUCCACCCUUUCACCCUCGCCGACAACCGGCACUACAUGUUCUACAUCUUUCGGUACACGAUCCUGCGGCAUCCGCUCAUCCGCUACUUGUUGGCACCUAUCUACAUCUUAUGCUUCUACCUCGUUUACCGCACCACAUCCUCAUCUCCUCUCCCCCUCCCUCAACAAAAGCAACCCCAAAAACUACAACCCACAACCCCAACCACAACCACCAAAACAUCAUCCGCCCUCCUCCUCCUCCUCGCAACCACCCUCUCCCUAAUCACCGCUCCCCUCGUCGAACCCCGCUAUUUCAUCAUCCCUUGGGUUCUCUGGCGUCUGAACCUCCCUUCCCCCUCCCUCCGCAAAUCCAAAAGCCGAGCUUCGAGAGUGCUCUUAGAAACCCUCUGGUUUUUAAUAGUGAAUCUGGGGACCGGGUACGUGUUCUUGUAUCGAGGCUUUGAGUGGGAGCAGGAGAGGGGGAGGGUGCAGAGGUUUAUGUGGUAGACUUGUAGUUUUUUGGGGGGAAGGGGGUAUGAUAGCUUGAUGGAGAAAAGAAAAGAAAAGAAAUCGGGGUUGGAGAAUGCAGGGAGGGAGGGAUUGGGAUAAUAUAGG
Messenger RNA from Amorphotheca resinae ATCC 22711, 1919 nucleotides. RefSeq names its product glycosyltransferase family 59 protein. Gene Ontology annotation, molecular function: dolichyl pyrophosphate Glc2Man9GlcNAc2 alpha-1,2-glucosyltransferase activity. Gene Ontology annotation, biological process: protein N-linked glycosylation; dolichol-linked oligosaccharide biosynthetic process. Gene Ontology annotation, cellular component: endoplasmic reticulum. The transcript is spliced from 5 exons. NCBI's taxonomy places the organism in Eukaryota, Fungi, Ascomycota, Leotiomycetes, Helotiales, Amorphothecaceae. The record is from RefSeq and is a predicted model, not a curated record. Bases 96 to 1811 code for a protein of 571 amino acids.